Messenger RNA from Oncorhynchus tshawytscha (Chinook salmon), 1603 nucleotides. Its product is annotated as acyl-CoA dehydrogenase family member 10-like. NCBI's taxonomy places the organism in Eukaryota, Metazoa, Chordata, Actinopteri, Salmoniformes, Salmonidae. The transcript has 6 exons. The record is from RefSeq and is a predicted model, not a curated record. The coding region runs from base 135 to 1115 and encodes 326 amino acids.
UCAUGAUCACAUGACCUACAUUGAAGUACAACAUGUCUGCAUUGUAAACAGUACUGCAAAUAUGUCUCUAGAAUACAAGACUAUCACAUAAUAUUCUGCAAUCAACGUUAGCCUGCGUAAGGUCAACACAGAAGAUGCAGACUGCUGCACGAUUCAGGUCUCAGUUGUGGAGUCUGAAGAUGCCUAGCCUGUGUCACAGAAGCUUUGCUGCCAUCUCCACUUACAAAGCUGUCAUUUUUGACAUGUAUGGAGUUCUCAUUCCGUCACCUGUCAAAUUGGCAACAGUGUUUGAACAACAGAACAGUGUUCCUCUGGGCACACUGGGCAAGGCCAUCAGGACAGGUGGGGAGGUGAACACGUGGAAGAGGUUCAUGCGUGGAGAGAUUGGGGCUGAGGAGUUUGUGGAGGCCUUCGGCAGACAGUGCAGUGAGAUAGCAGGAAGUCCUGUUCCCAUUGGCUCAUUCUUGUCUAAUCUGACCAGUGGGCCAAUGACCAGGCCUCUACCCGUCAUGAUGGAGGCCAUUUUGUGUGCUCGCUCCAGGGGCCUGAAGACUGCUGUCCUCAGCAACAACUUCCUCCAGCUUAACGGUGACCCCUUCCUGCCUCUGGACCACUCUCUCUUCGAUGUGAUAGUUGAGUCGUGUAGGGAGGGCCUCAGUAAGCCAGACCCUAGGAUCUACCACCUGUGCCUGAACAGACUGGGUGUCUCUGCCCAUGAGGCUGUGUUUCUUGAUGACCUGGAGUUAAACGUUGAGGCAGCUGCCCAGCUAGGGAUGCAUGCUAUCAAGGUAGGGGACAUUGCAGCGUCAGUGAAGGAGCUGGAAGGGGUGCUGGGGAUCCCCCUGUCAGGGUUUGUUCCUGGGCCUGGUUCUGCCCCUGGGGCCACAAAGCUCCCUAUGGACCAACUCACACAGUACCUGAGGAAGGCUCUCCAUCUGUCUGACAAAGGUACAUCUAUCCAUUUCUUUCAAGAAAAAGAAAAACUUGCACACUACUCUUGCCAGUAUAACUGUAGUUUAAAAUAUUACGUAUCGGCCUCUUGGCCUUUGUCAGAACAUUUCAAAACUUCUGUCUAUAAAUGGAUAGAAUUGAUAUUACCUCAGUGUUGUCAGUAGAAAGUCCCGUAGCCUCUAAAGGCACUGGGGGAAGGGAGGACCAGGACGUAUGUUGAUCUAUGAUGUCUGUCUAGAAAUGGAUAGAAUUGAUAUUACCUCAGUGUUGUCAGUAGAAAGUCCCGUAGCCUCUAAAGGCACUGGGAGAAGGGAGGACCAGGACGUAUGUUGAUCUAUGAUGUCUGUCUAGAAAUGGAUAGAAUUUAUAUUACCUCAGUGUUGUCAGUAGAAAGUCCUGUAGCCUCUAAAGGCACUGGGGGAAGGGAGGACCAGGACGUAUGUUGAUCUAUGAUGUCUGUCUAUAAAUGGAUAGAAUUGAUAUUACCUCAGUGUUGUCAGUAGAAAGUCCCGUAGCCUCUAAAGGCACUGGGAGAAGGGAGGACCAGGACGUAUGUUGAUCUAUGAUGUCUGUCUAGAAAUGGAUAGAAUUGAUAUUACCUCAGUGUUGUCAGUAGAAAGUCCCGUAGCCUCUAAAGGCACUGGGGGAAGGG